UCUAUCAGCAUUUAUCACUGACCUUGCCGGCAGAGGAGCCGAUUGCUCCAACAUUAUGUUUCGUUCGACUGUCGUGGUCCGUGGCAUUUUGCGACAGUCAGCAGUCGGGAGAUUGCGCACAUUACCGAUAAGAUGUAUAUGUACAAAACUCGCACACCAGCACUUUGCCAGGUCCACUACAUUGAAAUCUGUAGGUCAUCGAAGCACCUUGAGGUCAUGGCAGUCCCGUCGUCUCUACAGUUCAGAUCUGCCAGACUGUUACAAGAUAGUGUUGCCUGCCCUGUCCCCCACCAUGGAGACUGGGACCAUCAUCAACUGGCAGAAGAAGGAGGGGGACAAGGUGUCUGAUGGGGACCUCCUGGCUGAGAUCGAGACUGACAAGGCCACGAUGGGAUUCGAGUCAGUUGAGGAGGGUUACCUUGCAAAGAUCCUUAUCCCUGCUGGCUCAAAAGAUGUGCCUAUUGGGAAGUUGGUGUGUAUCAUUGUGAAUGAAGAAUCUGAUGUAGCAGCAUUCAAAGACUACACCCCCCAGCCUGGCGAUGACCAGCCUACAGGAGGAGCCAAGGCUGCCCCACCCCCAGCAGCUGCAGCUCCACCAGCACCUACACCUGUGGCAGCAGCCCCUCCACCUCCAGUAGCUCCUGCCCCUGUAGCUGCUGCUGCCGCCCCAGCAGCCGUCCCUAGCCCGGGGGGUAGAGUAUUUGCAAGCCCUUAUGCCAAGACGCUAGCAGCCGAGAAGGGGGUGAAUCUUGGUAUGGUCAGUGGUAGUGGCCCAGAGGGUCAGGUCCGAGCCCAGGAUGUGGUGUCCUUCACUCCAAGUGCUGCACCCUUGGCGGUCCCAGCAGUUCCCGGGGCUACCUUUACAGACAUCCCACUCUCCAAUGUCAGACAGGUUAUUGCAAAGAGAUUGACCCAAUCGAAGCAGACCAUCCCUCACUACUAUCUCACAAUAGAUGUCAAUGUUGACCGAGUGCUCAGUUUACGCAGAGAUUUCAACGAAUCUCUUGCGAAGCAGAAUGUGAAACUGUCCGUGAAUGACUUUAUCAUCAAAGCUUCAGCUCUUGCUUGUCAGAAGGUUCCUGAGGCCAACUCUUCAUGGCAAGACACUUUCAUUAGGCAAUACAAUUCGGUUGAUGUGAACAUAGCAGUAGCAACAGACAAUGGCUUGAUAACACCAAUAGUGUUUAGAGCUGAUGUCAAGGGUUUAUCACAGAUUUGUCAGGAUGUGGCCGUAUUAGCAGCUAAGGCGAGGGAGGGACGGCUUCAGCCACAGGAGUUUCAGGGCGGUACUUUCACAAUAUCAAACUUAGGCAUGUUCGGCAUUAAACACUUUUCUGCUGUCAUCAACCCUCCACAGGCUUGUAUAUUAGCUGUUGGUGGAGCUGACAAAAGAUUGAUUGUGGAUGAAAACUCAGACAUGGGGUACCGAUCAGCAAACAUGAUGUCUGUGACUUUAAGCUGUGACCAUCGUGUCGUAGACGGAGCUGUGGGAGCACAGUGGUUGGCGGAGUUUCGGAAGCUGCUGGAACGCCCGGAGAACAUGCUGUUAUAGCACAACACAGACGUAGAGAUCUGAACAAAUUGUCUAAGUGCUAAAUCGAAGAGAAACCAGCUGGCUCAAAAAGUGGUUGGAUGCUUUACCUUGAGAUCAGUGCAUUUAAUAACAGGGAAUACCAGUUAGGCAGUAGAAAAUGUUAGUUUAUUUAUUUUUAAUCAUUAGCAGGACCACAUUCUGGGUAAAAUUGUGAUGCCAUGUACAGUAGCAACUGUUUGCCUAACUGAGAGAGUUGAGAUUACACAUGUACAGUAGCAACUGUUUGCCUAACUGAGAGAGUUGAGGUUACACAUGACAAGGGUUAUGACACCCAGUGACUUAAAGACUCACAGAUAAUACUACAGAUCUGUGGUCAUUAUAUAACUCAGCUUGACUAAUUCGGUACACCAGUAAGCUGUGAUGGCUGUGUAUGUCACUGGGAUUAAUGCAAGAAUGUAUUAGAAUGUAUUAAGAAUGUAUUAGACCUCACUGUCGGCAUCCACCACUAUCUGGAGCCUGCUGUGGUUGUCCGAGAUGUUUUCGUUACUGAGGUAUAGAUACAAUGGAUGGAGCACUCCACUGGGGUAGAGGUACGCCUUGUUAAUGUUGUUUGUUAUUGCUUUAUGUCCUCUAUAUGCUUGUUACUAACAACCUGUUUGAAUCUGGUGUAUACAAUAUGAUUUCCCGGACUAUUUUGCUGCAUAUAAAAGUCUGAAGGAAAUUAUGCAACUUUUUGUGGGCUUUCUUUCUUCUUUCCCAGUGAUUUGUCGUACAGUUAUGUGCCAAGUAUGGAUAGACAUCUUUAUUUUCAUGGUCUUGCUGACCUAAGAAAUCUACAUUGUCCCAGUGAAGCUUCAAUACUCGACGCAACAGGGCGGCACCAGUUCGCAGAUAACAUUGUAUACUGAGACUACUUUUGAUAGCAAUCCUGAUGUACCCCUCUCGUGUGAAGUAUUGCUUUCAUUGUCUACAUCCUACUAAUAGUUAAAGUAAACUACGUAUUACUGAUACUAUCUACAAUAAUGUCAACCAGUCUCAUUAAAAUCAGAUCUUUGUGGUUAAAGUGUUAGCUCGUCACGCCGAAGACCCAGGUUCGAUUCCCUACAUGGGUGCUAUGUGUGAAGCCCAUUUCUGGUGUCCCCGACGUGAUACUGCUGGAAUAUUGCUAAAAGUGGCAUAAAACCAUACUCACUCACUCACUAAAGAUGUGGGCCUCAUCGUUACUACCAAGGUCUCCGUAACUCUCAGACAUGGACCGCGAUUCCCUACAUAGUUACACUGUGUGAAGCCCAUUUCUGGUGUCCCCUGCAGUGAUAUCGCAAAGGGAUGAAGGAAGAGUAAACCAUAAUCAUAUCACUUAUCUUUCUUUUGAAGGGGAUUGAAUUUAAUUUAAUGAGACUGUAUUGACAUCCCUCUCUAUAUGUAAACGACUUACCAUCAAAGCUUGAAUACUCAGAAAAGUGCAUUUAAGAGUUAUGCAUGAAUUAUAGCCUGUGUCUUACCUGGCAGCACGAAAGCCGACAUGUGGCUGCUGUUGCAGGUGCUUGUUUCUGUUGUAGUCUGGAAUGGCUGUAGUUAUAUAGCAUAGCAUGUUGGGCUGAAUCCAGGAGUGCUCCAUGAUGUAGGAUACAGGUGUUGAGUGAUGUAUCUGGACAGUCUGGUGGGAUCUCACACUGACAACUACAGUACACUGGGUUAUGUAACAUGAUGUGAGAUUUAAUUAUGUGUACAUUUAAAUCAGAAUUAAAAUGUUUUAAGUAUU
Messenger RNA from Haliotis rubra (blacklip abalone), 3296 nucleotides. RefSeq names its product dihydrolipoyllysine-residue acetyltransferase component of pyruvate dehydrogenase complex, mitochondrial-like. Gene Ontology annotation, biological process: pyruvate decarboxylation to acetyl-CoA. Gene Ontology annotation, cellular component: pyruvate dehydrogenase complex. Gene Ontology annotation, molecular function: dihydrolipoyllysine-residue acetyltransferase activity. The record is from RefSeq and is a predicted model, not a curated record. NCBI's taxonomy places the organism in Eukaryota, Metazoa, Mollusca, Gastropoda, Lepetellida, Haliotidae.